UGGGAAGAGUCCUGGGCUUCUCUCGUGCGGGAGGGGCGGGAGCUGAGAGCGGCGCGGUGUGCGCCUGCGCUGGGGUCCGGGACAGGGCGUGUUUACUCCUCCGGGCUCCCGGCUGAUCUGUGCGGGUACCCCGACGCUCCCGCCGUCCGCAACCAUGUCCAAGUCUCUGAAGAAGCUGGUGGAGGAGAGCCGGGAGAAGAACCAGCCCGAGGUGGACAUGUGUGACCGCGGCAUCUCCAACAUGCUGGACGUCCACGGCUUGUUUACUUUAUCCCACAUCACACAACUGGUUCUCAGCCACAACAAGCUAACAACUGUGCCUCCAAACGUAGCAGAACUGAAGAAUCUGGAAGUGCUGAACUUUUUCAAUAACCAAAUUGAAGAGCUGCCCACACAGAUCAGCAGCCUCCAGAAACUCAAACAUCUGAACCUUGGUAUGAACAGGCUAAAUACUUUGCCCCGAGGAUUUGGCUCUUUACCAGCCCUGGAGGUCCUUGACUUGACUUAUAACAACUUGAAUGAAAAUUCUCUUCCUGGAAACUUCUUCUACCUUACCACCCUGCGUGCACUUUAUCUAAGUGACAACGAUUUUGAAAUCCUGCCGCCAGAUAUUGGGAAGCUCACAAAGUUGCAGAUACUCAGCCUUAGGGAUAACGACCUGAUCUCACUGCCAAAAGAAAUUGGGGAACUUACACAGCUGAAGGAGCUGCACAUCCAGGGGAACCGCCUGACUGUCCUUCCCCCCGAGCUUGGAAACUUGGAUUUAACUGGUCAAAAGCAGGUCUUCAAAGCAGAGAAUAAUCCCUGGGUUACCCCAAUUGCUGACCAGUUCCAGCUCGGAGUGUCCCAUGUCUUUGAAUACAUCCGUUCUGAAACAUAUAAGUACCUCUAUGGCAGACACAUGCAGGCAAACCCAGAACCUCCAAAGAAGAAUAAUGACAAAUCAAAGAAGAUCAGCCGGAAACCCCUGACAGCCAAGAACAAAUAAGGAUUUAGUGUGGACUGAUGCUUUUUACUUUCUCUCUCUCUUCUCUCUCUGUCUCUCUCUCUCUCUCUCUCUCUCUCUCUCUCUCUCUCUCUCUCUCUCUCUCUCACACACACACACACACACACACACACACACACACAGUUUCUAGUUCUGUAACCUCUACCCCCAUUCCCUUGGCAUUUUAGUCCUUUGGGAAGAUGCUGGAUUUUUGCAGGUGCCUGUUUCUGUGUUGUUUUAUUAGAGGUGCCAAAUAAAGGAAACCAAGAUCUAUUUUGACUGCAAAUUCCAAAGAAGACUCUGCUUUUAAAUCCUGGAAUAAGAAUCAUGAAGUUCCAUAUUAUCAAGAAAAAUUAAAGCCGUGUAACCAUUUACUAUAGCUUAACACUGCUCAUUCUUCUAUUUAUGUGUAUGUUAACACGUGUAUAAUGGCUUUUAUUAAGUCAUACAUAUAUACCCCCCUUGUGCUUUCAUCAGUGUCCUUGUAACACCAAGAUAUUAUGUUCAUUUUACUUAUAGAUGAUUUUAAUAAAAUCUUUUAUUCGUAUCA
This is a messenger RNA of Phascolarctos cinereus (koala), 1535 nucleotides long. RefSeq names its product Ras suppressor protein 1 (gene RSU1). Gene Ontology annotation, molecular function: protein binding. The record is from RefSeq and is a predicted model, not a curated record. NCBI's taxonomy places the organism in Eukaryota, Metazoa, Chordata, Mammalia, Diprotodontia, Phascolarctidae. Gene Ontology annotation, cellular component: cytoplasm.